Messenger RNA from Polyodon spathula (Mississippi paddlefish), 1952 nucleotides. RefSeq names its product DNA damage-inducible transcript 4 protein-like. NCBI's taxonomy places the organism in Eukaryota, Metazoa, Chordata, Actinopteri, Acipenseriformes, Polyodontidae. Gene Ontology annotation, biological process: negative regulation of TOR signaling; apoptotic process; response to hypoxia. Gene Ontology annotation, cellular component: cytoplasm. Gene Ontology annotation, molecular function: 14-3-3 protein binding. The transcript is spliced from 3 exons. The record is from RefSeq and is a predicted model, not a curated record. Bases 223 to 888 code for a protein of 221 amino acids.
CUUGGUCCCUACGAAGCUAGUACCUGUGUGGUACAGAACGAAAGCACUUUCACGGUUACAAAGUAGCCUUGCAACAAACAUCGGAAUAGCACUAUAAUAUAUUCACCAUAAAUACCGUAUCAAAUGCAGUGGAGGAACAUACUGUAUCCAACAGUUUGAUCAAAUACAAUUAAAACGCUUAAAACUGAAAAUACGGACCUUCACAGCUAAUCUACACCAAUCAUGCCUGCCUUGUGUGCAACUCCUGACAGCAGCUUGCCCUGCUCCGUGGCGACCGAUGAUACCAGUUCCAAGAGACUUUCUUGGGGGAAAAUCAUGCAGAAACUAACAGACUUCAGUAACCACAGCCUACACGCAGACGACGAGCACUUCAGCAGUGUCUUGAAUCGUUCCGGAUCAGACAGUGUGGACGGUGUCUCUCUGUCAGAAUCUGAUUUCUUGUAUGACCCUGUGGAGGAGACCCUUUGCUCUGAAGUGGUGGAUCUGAUUGAACAGAGUCUCACAGAGGCGAAGGAUAGCGCUUUGAGGUGCUCCAAACUGCUCAUCCCCGACCAGCUGAUGGAGCACAUUGGUCAAGAACUUCUUCACUUAGCAGCUAGUGAACCUUGUGGACUGCGCGGAGCACUUAUCAACCUAUGUGUUGAGCAGUCUGAAACAUGUCAAAGUGUGGAGCAGAUUGCUGUGGAUCCAGACUUGGUCCCUACUUUUCAGCUGACCCUUGUGUUGAGAUUGGAAUCUGGGGGUCUCUGGCCAAUGAUCCAGGACCUCUUUGCUCCAAGAUCUCAUUCCGCACCAAUAUUAAGACAUGCUUUGAGGCUUAACACUGGGUUUAGAGUAGUCAAAAAGAAAUUGUACAGUUCAGAAGAAUUUGUCAUAGAGGAGUGCUAACACCCAAAGUGACCAUGGGAGUUGUCAGUCGAUCACGAUGUGACUAAUCAGACAUUAAUGCCUUGAAAGUUAUUUUAAAUGCUCAUUGCACAUACUAAGACAUAUGAAUACGGAUACACAGUGUUUGUGUCCGUACUUAUAAGUAGACACUACCUCAAUAAGUCAGAAUAAUUGUAAAAGUAUUUCAGCAAGCCUAGUUCAAGACUAUGAAAAUUGAUUUGUAGCAGCCCAACAUGUUUAUUCUCACUGAAUGGAUUUUUAGAUACUGAAAUGGCUAUCCAUGAUCGUAUGUUUAAAUUUGAGCAGCUGAUCUGUUUAAAAGAAGCAGAUUAAAUAUGUUUCUUUGAAGAUUUACCUCAAUCUCUAAACAAAUGGCAGCUAUAUUUGUAAUGAAGGGGUUUAAAGUAUGUUACCAUUGAAGACCUCACCAAACAUGAAUAUGUUAACUCAUGUUUUAUUUCCAUAACAGAAAAGGCUAACAAAACACAAUAAUCAUGGCUAGCAUAUUUGUGUGGGAGGUUUCAGUUAUUUUUAGUAUUAAUUGUGUUAGGAAUUGCAAUUAACUUUUCUUGUAACCCUUUGAAUAGUUGUAUAUGGUACCCCAGUGAUGCCGCUGUUACUCAAUGUAUUUGAUAUUCAAACACCUACUUUGCACAUUGUUUUUGUUUUUUUUUUUUUUUUUUUUUUUUUUUACUUUUAUAUAGGUGGUUAAUAAGCAAAUAAACCUUUUUUUCUAAAACAUUGUUUCUGUGUUUUUUUGAAGUCCCAUAUCAGAUUUAAAUUACAGCAGAGAUGCCACAGAAUGAAACUUGAACACAUUCUAAUAGAUACAAGUGUAUUCUUAUUUUAUCUGCCCUGUAUAUGACUGAGGACCCAGUCUUUAACAAAGCAAGUUAACUAUGAUUAACAAACCAUGUUAACUAACAUGUUCUUGUUUUGGGGUUAAUUGUACUCAUACAUUCUCUCAUAGACAACAUUUUCUUCUUAAUCUGUCCUUUUGUAUAAAAUUACUUAAUGUGUUAGGUUACAUGGUGUGAGCCCAAACAAAAUGCCCCCCCCCCCCC